Molecule: messenger RNA, 1245 nt
Organism: Phytophthora infestans T30-4
Lineage: Eukaryota; Oomycota; Peronosporomycetes; Peronosporales; Peronosporaceae
Exons: 2
Coding region: 1-1245 (414 amino acids)
Source: RefSeq, a predicted model, not a curated record
AUGCGCGCUUCGCUUCUUUCAGCGGCGCUGCUCAACCCGCCUGUUCUUGAGCCUCUGCGCGCUGUCAUCGGUGACGACUACGCCAAUCUGCUCGUGGGCGUUUUGGGCAACUCAGCGACCAGCAAAUUCCUCAUCUCAAAUGCUGGCAGUUCGUGUCUUGCCAACAUGAAUGGAACAUCGCUGGGCCAGGUCAUGGUCUCCAGUACAUCCGUCGACACGUGUAUCAAUGCAUUGGAGCUGCUUAACGUGCCUCUGGUGCAGUACGCGCUUGGCAAUUUCUCGGUCAGCUUAAGCAGCAGCGACAACGAAGCGAAGGACUCGUUCAUUGAUGGCCUAGGACUCGUUGAAGAGGGCGAAAUCGAGCAAAUAUGCUCUUUGUACGUGAACGGCUUCGUGCCGUGUCUGCGCGCGCAGUUGUUGCCAUCGCUGGCCACCCUGCGCUCUACAGCGGUGAACGGAUGCUGCGCCGCCUGGGAGAGCGAAAGUGUCUCGCUCUUUGACUACUCGAUCACGGGCCAGUACACCAAGAUGGCACAGCUCAUAGGAGACGUGUUCUGUGCCACACAAACGCCGGCGCUCAACGGCACCAGCUCGCAGCGAUGCGGCUACACGUUUCUUCAGAGCUCAGGCGAGGUGGCUAACACCACAUCUGCUAACCGUGCUGCGGCACUUCUGAAGGACUUGCAGGUGCCCACUGACCAGGCCUCCCUCCAGGAUGAGGGCGAAGCUUACACGAAUACGAACGGCGAUAUCAUUGAAGCCGUGGCGAGUGGCCAGUACACGACGAGCGGCUGCGUGGUAGCGCUGGAUCGCUUCGCUACGUGGGUCGACGGUCUUUCACUCGCUGACAACAGCUCCAAGUCGUACGGCAUCGACUUGCAGUCUCUGUUUGCCUUUGGCAAAUGCGUCAAUGGUGCCGCAGUGUUUUCGUUGAUUCAAGACUUUUUGCCCGGUUCUAUCGUGAACGUAGUGAGCGCCUACUUCUCCAACGCGUGUCUCCACGUGCCCUUAAAAUACGCCGACGGCUGCAGCUUCUCACGCCCAGCCUCUUUGGUGGAUUGGAACUACGAGCCAGCACAUGCAAGUCAAGCAGGAUCGGAAGAGCAAGCGGAUGGCACCUCUGCCAUUAACUCGAUCAACACUGUGCCGCCGAACGUGACAGCUGACUCAAAUGCUGUCGUGUCGACGACCGUACAUGGCACUCCCUUCGCCGUAUUAUUUAGUGUCGUUUGCUUGAUGUGGUGA